This is a messenger RNA of Eruca vesicaria subsp. sativa (arugula), 2069 nucleotides long. Lineage: Eukaryota; Viridiplantae; Streptophyta; Magnoliopsida; Brassicales; Brassicaceae. The record is from the annotation of a GenBank genome assembly.
CAUGACACCAUGGCCAGUUACGAUAAAUAUUUUUAAUUGUAUUUUUUUAAAUAUAGAUUUUAUUUUAUUUAUAAUCAAGCAGCCGAUUAAAAUUGGUAAUUAGCUGUAGGAUUAGUAUAAAUAAAUACUAAUUCGUCGUCAGAAAAUUAAAGAAAUAAAUUGGAGAAAAGGUGGAUAGACGUGGGACCCAAACGUCGAAACAGUAUAAACUCGGUCGUCCGGCCCCUUUGUCACCGUCCGAUGGGGGUUAUAAUAUAUUCAACAUCUCUUACCUUUGACUCUCCUCCCUUUCUCUCUCUCUCUCUUCAGUAGAAGAACAAGAACAAACUCUGCUCUUGCUGUACUUUCUUAUCUCUCUUGUCUUCUCUUUUUUAUUUUCUCCUUAAAAAUCUUCCGUCUUCAUCUUCUCACUCUACAAUCUAUUUCGUCAGCUGAAGAAACCCAGAGAGAGAUUUAAUGGUAUGAGGCCGUUUCACUGAAACCGAUUCUCCCUGAAAAUCUUCACACCACCUCGUUACAUAGAGAGAAAGAUAAACUGUGUUUUUAAGGAAAAUAGUUUGUGAGGAUGACUAUGGCUGGUGGGAACGAAGUCAACCUAAACGAAUGCAAGAGAAUAGUCCCACUCAACACAUGGGUCCUCAUUUCCAACUUCAAGCUCGCAUACACCCUCCUCCGCCGUCCCGACGGCUCCUUCAACCGUCACCUCGCAGAGUUUCUCGACCGCAAAGUUCCCUCCAACUCUUUCCCCGUCGACGGUGUCUUCUCCUUCGACCACCUCGACUCCACCUCCACCAACCUCCUCACCAGAAUCUACCUCCCAGCUCCCCUCGACCCCUCCCGUCACGGCACCGUCGACUUAACGGAGCCUCUCAGCACCACUGAGAUCGUCCCCGUUCUUGUUUUCUUCCACGGUGGUAGCUUCACUCACUCCUCCGCCAACAGCGCCAUCUACGACACUUUCUGCCGCCGUCUAGUCACUAUUUGCGGCGUUGUUGUCGUCUCCGUUGAUUACCGGAGGUCGCCGGAGCAUCGUUACCCUUGUGCUUACGACGAUGGAUGGAAUGCUCUCAAAUGGGUCAAGUCCAGAAUCUGGCUUCAGAGUGGUAAAGACUCAAAUGUUUAUGUUUACUUGGCUGGUGAUAGCUCAGGUGGCAACAUUGCUCAUAAUGUCGCUGUGAGAGCUGCCAAUGAAGGAGUUAAAGUUCUUGGAAACAUUCUUCUUCAUCCUAUGUUCGGUGGAGUGGAGAGGACUGAGUCUGAGAAGAGACUUGAUGGGAAAUACUUUGUUACUAUUCAAGAUCGAGAUUGGUAUUGGAGGGCUUAUCUACCUGAAGGUGAAGAUAGAGAUCAUCCGGCUUGUAAUCCCUUUGGCCCUCGUGGUCAAAGCCUUGAUGGUGUUAACUUUCCCAAGAGUCUUGUCGUUGUUGCUGGUUUAGAUCUUGUUCAGGAUUGGCAGUUGGCUUAUGUCGAUGGUCUCAAGAAGAGUGGUCACGAUGUUAACCUUUUGUAUCUGAAGCAGGCUACCAUUGGGUUCUACUUCUUGCCUAACAAUGAUCACUUUCAUUGUCUUAUGGACGAGUUAAAGAAGUUUGUGCACUCGAUUGAGGAGGAUAGCCAAAGCAAGUCAAGUCCUAUUCUUCUUAGUCCAUAACAACAUGGGUCUGCUUUGACUAUAGCUAUGAUGGGGGGGGGGGGGGGGUUUGGUACAGUUUCUACAAGUACUGUAGGUCAUUGUGAGAUGUUGGUUGGGCCCAAGCAAAAACCAAAUCGGUUAUGGGCAUCUACCGGUUCAGGGCUAAACCGGGAGAAAGUACUUUGUUUGGUAGUAGUGGUAGUAUAGGAGGUAGUCUUUAAUUUGCUCUAGAGUACAGAGGGUAAAAUACAAGACAACUAAUUUGUCUUCAACAUGUUGUGAGAAAACUUAUCUUUAAUAUGGAUUUGUAUGUAUAUAUUAUAACAUUGUGUGUUCUCAUGCUUUUAAUAGAAAGAGCAUGUCUUUGUUGGUUGUAGAUUUUCACCUUCUUUGUUUUUGUUUGGUUCAUGCAUUGAGAGUAUUAGCUUUACAAAAG